GUAGACACGCCUGUAACACAAGUGUUGAGGUACGUUGACGAUUACCUAGUUGUUAUGAAGAACAGCGAUUGCGCCCUUUCACAGCACCAAGUUAAUAACAUACUAGACAUUUUCAUGAAAUCUUCGCGAGGACUCAAGUUCACGCACGAGUUGCCGAUCAAUAACAGAAUUCAAUUCCUUGACAUUAACCUAUGCUUUUCAUCAAGUAAGCAUAUAUGCUGGUCCUAUCAGCCUAGAUCCAAGAAAACGUUGUUGCCAUAUGACAGCGCACAGACAAAACUGAUUAAGAGGGGCAUAGCCACCACGUGUAUUAACGCAGCAUUAAAUAAGUCGUGCGAGCACGAAUGUGAGCGUAGCCUGAUGAAUCAGCUGGCAAGGUUAAGAGAUGCAGGCUUUCCCCAACAUGUCGUCACAUCUGUGUGUGAGACAAUCCUGCAGAGAGCAAAAGCAGAACCAGGCAAAAAAGAAAACAAUCAAGACAGGAGACCAGUGCACGUUGUUCCGUACGUGCACAAGCUAUCACACAAUCUUAAGAAAGUUUCAAAUAGGCAUAAUGUCAACUUGCUUUUCAACGCCCCUUGCAAGCUGUCUUCGAUUUGUGCACGCAUGAAACCAAGAUACAGGCCCCCCGCUUGCACUGUCAAUCACAAAACCCGAUUUUUGUCUGAUUGCACAAGUAAUGUAGGGUAUCAGAUUCCCUUGAAUUGUGGAAAAGUUUACAUAGGUCAAACUGGACAAUGUUUCAAUGAUCGAGCUCGACAACACUGCAACAACGUAAAGAACGGAUAUGGUAGCCAUUUAGCUGACCAUUGUAAGAAACAUGCAUGCAUUCCGAUGUUUAAUAAAACGAAAUUUAUAGGAAAAGGAAUAUCUAAGAAGGAAAGAGAAAUUUUAGAGGCCUUUUGGAUCAGCAUCGAAGGUGACAAUUGUGUAAGUUCGCCUUCUCUUCUACUAUCGGAGAAAGAAAUAAACUUCCUGAAAGAAAGAUUGGCAUUGUGAUUAGCGAGUUGUUUGAUGUGCGCAUGUAUUUUGAGUAUGUAUAAAAAGGCUGGUUUUCUUGUAAUAAACAUUCAAUUGGCAGUCAGCGCUUGUCCUGUGGUCUUCGUUUCUUUCUCGUCCUUGUUAAUUACGCUCUGUUACUUCAUACCUUCGCUCAACGUC
Molecule: messenger RNA, 1161 nt
Organism: Dermacentor silvarum
Lineage: Eukaryota; Metazoa; Arthropoda; Arachnida; Ixodida; Ixodidae
Exons: 2
Coding region: 55-999 (314 amino acids)
Source: RefSeq, a predicted model, not a curated record